AUGGGUUCAAAGUAUCGUCCAGUUCCUGAAGAUGAGGAGCAGCAAACUUAUGAGAAGAACGCUCUCUUGUCACCUCUGCCCAUUUACACCAACAUCUCGCCCUUCAUUUCACAACCAGGCGCACAUCCAAUCUUGAUAUGGAUAUGUCAUGGCGUCUUACUCUCCUUCUCAUUGGCGUUCUUCGCCCUUUCAUUACUGCUUCGCGCCAGUCCUUUACAAAGUGGCGUUUGCAAUCAGCCAAAUUUCCCUUACUCUCCCGCAGAAAGUGUUGCAGACUUCCAUACGGUCCGAUACAAUAUCACUCCAGCCCUCGAGAUGUCCGAGUUUGUCGGAUACGGGCCCGAAGUUGACAAAGCGUGGAACCAUGUCACAUACGACGUCGGUGAUCAAAUGAUUUCAAAAGCUGAGCUUGACAAAUUGGGUCUUGACCCCCAAUCUCUGAAGGUCAAGGAUCCCAAGACAGGGCAUACGGGCUAUCGCGUCGGAAUCCAAGUAUUCCAUCAGCUUCACUGUCUGAACUUGCUUCGACAAGACACCUACAGGGAUUACUACUCCAAGAUGGGUGGCGAUAUCGAGGUUGAGCCUGAAGACUUGAGAGGACAUCUUGAUCACUGCAUCGAGAUUCUGCGAAACAACAUAAUGUGCCAGAGCGACACUGGUGUUUUCGCAUUCAAGUAUUACGAUGGCUAUGAUGGUCACUGGCCUGAUUUUAGCACGCUGCAUACAUGUCGGAACUUUGAUGCCAUUCGAGACUGGGCGUUUGAGCAUGCUGUUGUAUUUGGGGAUGAGGACUGA
This is a messenger RNA of Fusarium proliferatum ET1, 795 nucleotides long. RefSeq lists its product as uncharacterized. Bases 1 to 795 code for a protein of 264 amino acids. Gene Ontology annotation, biological process: mycotoxin biosynthetic process. NCBI's taxonomy places the organism in Eukaryota, Fungi, Ascomycota, Sordariomycetes, Hypocreales, Nectriaceae. The transcript has 3 exons. The record is from RefSeq and is a predicted model, not a curated record.